Messenger RNA from Leptosomus discolor (cuckoo roller), 839 nucleotides. The record is from RefSeq and is a predicted model, not a curated record. Lineage: Eukaryota; Metazoa; Chordata; Aves; Leptosomiformes; Leptosomidae.
AUACCCAUGAAAACAUCUGCCGUUACAUUGCCAGAGAAAAUGACCUGGUGGUUGUGUCUGUUGGGUAUCGUUUAGCUCCUGAACACAAAUACCCUGCUGCGUAUGAAGACUGUCUUAAUGCCACCAUACACUUCAUGAAGAAUAUCGAGCACUACGGGGUGGAUCCUGCCCGUCUGAUUAUCUGCGGGGACAGUGCUGGGGGCAAUCUAGCAGCUGCUGUUAGCCAGACCCUUGCAGGUAGAUCAGACCUCCCCAGGCUGCGUGCUCAGGUCUUGAUCUACCCAGGCCUUCAGGCCCUGGACUUCAAUUUACCAUCCUACCAGCAGAAUCGGGGAGUCCCUCUCUUAUUCCGAGAACGUGCCGCUUUCUUUGCUUUGCAGUACCUAAAUGGGGAUGCAUUGCAUGUGCAGGAGGUCUUGGAGGGCUCUCAUAUCCCUCCAGAUAUGAGGCUGAAGUACAGGAAGUGGGUGAGUCCAGAUAACAUCCCCGAAAAAUUUAAGGUCAGAGGCUACAAACCACACAAGCCCCACGGAUUCAAGGCUGAAGUUUUUGAGACAAUGAAAAGAUUCUGUGAGCCCAACCUGUGCCCACUGUUAGCCGAAGAUGCUAUUGUUCACCAGCUGCCCGAGUCUUUCAUCUUGACUUGCGAGUACGAUGUGCUGAGGGACGACGGCUUGCUUUACAAGAAGAGACUGGAGGACAACGGUGUUCGAGUGACCUGGUACCACCUCGAGGAUGGAUUCCAUGGAAUCAUAAGCUUAUUUGAUCAUCGCAGAUUCUCGUUUUCAUCUGGGAAAAGGGGAUUGGACAGUGUUGUUAAAUUCAUAAAAGGCCUGUAA